AUGUAUGGAGGAGGUGACUUUGGCGGGGGUGAUUUUGGCGGUGGCGGAGCCAGCCAAUUUGGAGGCGGCGGCUUCAUGCCUACAACCCCGGGGCCACCUGGUGGAGCAGGAGGAGCAGCUGGUGUUUACUCUCCUAACGCAGGUGGACGGAGACCCAACAACGUCAACACGCUUUUCCCUGUGACCGUGCGGGAGAUUGCCAACGCCGGAGUGCGCGACACGACGGAAAACUCGCUUUUCAUCAACGGCCACGAUGCGACCAACAUGGUGCUAGUAGGCAAGGUGGCGAGGCGCGACGACCACGAGACAGACGUGUCGAUAGUGCUGGACGAUAGCACGGGCAAGAUUGAAGUGCGCCGAUGGAUUGAUCGUGACACUAACGAGUUGGCUACCUUGGAGACCGUGCGCCCUGGAGUGUACGUUCGAGUGCAUGGCCACGUGAGGUUGCAGAACAACAAACGAUACGUCAUUGCACAUGCUGUCAGGCCUGUCACGGAUUUCAAUGAGGUGACAUUCCAUUUCUUGGAUGCAAUUUUCGUGUACCUGCACACUCGCAAAACCCAGGGAGGUGGAGUGGAUGGAACAGAGGCGUCACCCCAUCAGCCCCCACAGCAGCCACAACAGCCUGCUUACAACCAGUACGUGCCGCCACCAGCACCGGCAGCAGCAGGAGCAGCAGGGGGAAUGGGCGGCGGCGGCGGCGCAUUUGGUGGUGCUGGAGGACGGGGAGUGGAGCUCCGAGUGUCCAACAAGGUAUUCACCACCAGCAAGUGGCCCAGAGCAUGCCAGAUGUGUCGCCCCAGGAGAUCCGGAGCACUGCUCAUGGUAGCUUCGGCCGCGUCAUCCCGAACCCUGCUGACGAUGCGCCCAGCUGGCCAGCGCGCGUUCCACAUCAGCGCUAUGAUGGGGGAGGAGGCGCGGCGCUUCCAGUCAGGCGGUCAGGGUCAGUGCUGGGGGGAAGCAAAGGGAGGGGGAGGGGGAGGGGGAUGGGAGGGUCAAACUGUCUUAGAGGGAGAGAGGGAGGGAAGCUGGGGAGGAGGGGAGAGACGGAUGAAAGGGGGGGGGUCAAAGAAAAAGGGCGGAGAGGGGCGAGAGCCCUCUGCUCACAUUCGUGUAUUCAUGGACCAUACUAUUCACAAGGGCAAGAGCCCUCUGCGCGUGUCUUCGUGGAUCACACGGUGUACAGGGGCAAGGGCGCUUGAUGGCACUCCUGCUCCCCCCUCUUGCCCUCAUCAAUGUGAUGCUUCAAACCCCACCACCCACCGGCCCCCACUGCCACCACCAGAGCCCUCCGCGCGUGUAUUCGUGGAUCACACGGUGUACAAGGGCAAGGGCGCUCUCAGUUUCGUCCCCAUUGCCCCUCGCUUCCGAGUCACCCAGGUACGCCUUCCCCCCUCUUCGCUCCUGUCCCCUCCCCUUUCCCCCCCACUGCUCUCCCCAUCCCCUUCUCCCCCUUUUUCUCCUGCCCCUCCAGUUCCCCGCCCCCCUCCUUUUUUCCCACCCAUCUUCCCCACCCAUCUUCCCCGCCCAUCUUCCCCGCCAUUUCUCCCCUCUCCUCUAGUGCUUCACCACCGCUGGUGGGCCGACUGGUUCCUAGACAGUCAGUCACCUGCAGACAUUGCGUUGGCUCAUUUGAAAGAGGGUUUCCUCUGCGUUGGCUCUAUGCCAAUUCGACUGGUUGCCCUUUGCCCUUCCUUCCUUCCCCCUCUUCUCCGUCUCCCCCCCCCCCUCACAACUUCUCCCCUCCUUUCUGUCCGCCGUGCCCUGUGCGGACGGACGGGAGCAUACGCAUUGGCUCGUGCGAACGAGAUGUUCCUCCCUCGCCUCCCCCUCCUCCCCUUCCUCUACACCCCCCUUUGUCUCAACUUCUCCACCGCCAUCGGCACGCGGAAAUACGACUGGGGCAACAAGCAGAUGUUCUCCCUGUCAGUAUCGGAGAUCGGGUCAGUGCUGGGGCUGAACCCAGAGGACAAGCUCGACUUCUACCACGACCCCUCCAAGGGCAGGAGGUGA
This is a messenger RNA of Closterium sp. Naga37s-1, 2013 nucleotides long. The record is from the annotation of a GenBank genome assembly. Lineage: Eukaryota; Viridiplantae; Streptophyta; Zygnematophyceae; Desmidiales; Closteriaceae.